AUGGCCGGGAAGGAGUACACAAUCGUCGUGCUCUCGUCUUCUCCACCUGCUCCCGAUGUGUACAACUCCCCGCACUAUGCGGCGCCGAACCGACGCGUCGCAAUGCCGCCAUCCUCGCCGUUCGCCCUCUCUCCACCCUCGAGCCCAAGAAAACACGUCCCCGGGGCAUUGACAUCCGGAUCACGAGCUGUUCCCAUUCCUGGAGAGGCUACAAGAGGGUUCGCCACCGUGAGCAGCCUUGUCCGCUCGGAGCACUUCGCAAAUCGGCUGGACGACGAGCCUGCAGAGUUGCAACAGAUCGAGUCGCAUGGAAGUUUGCUUGAAGGCAUAGAGGAAUCUGCAAGGAAGCCCCGAACGCGAGGCACGAAGGAUGCGACAGCCCCAAACCGUGAGAAGCCAAAGCCAAAGCCAAAGCCAAGGGGGCGGAAAACAAGGGUAGAAAAAGAGCUGUAUAGCGACACUGUUCCUAACGACCCUGAACUUCGUCUUCCCCGCACCACAAAACCGCCGUGUUUUGACAGUGCAGAUGCGCAGGCAACACUCGAGGCUUCGGCUGGGCCUGCAGUGCAUGCGCCGAAGUUGACAAAGGCAGGCAAACCGAGGAAACCACGGGCAAAGAAGGAGAAGGUCGACACUGGUGGCACAGAGGCUAAGCCGAAAAGGACGAGGGUCACGAAACCCAAGGCAGCUGUCAAGACGGACACUGCGCAACGGAAAGCUGCAGAUGCUAUCAACAACUCGGAAGCGCCAGGGGCAGCAGUCGAUGCGGAGUUUCAAGAUGUGUCAAUAUGGAAUGUCCCUCAAAGUCCUCGAUCAAGACUUGAAGCGCUGCAGGGACCUCCAAAUCCUCUAGCAGAGCGUCUUGACCUUGAAGAAGCAGUAACCAGAAGGAGAGAUUGGACACCCCCCAGAGAUACCGCAGCUCAAAGCCCGUCUACCGUUUCAACUGGCAAAGAAAACAGGCCUUCGGGGCACAACGCUUCGACAGGCACUUUUACCCAUCUUAUUCACAACUUCACAUACGAAUCCCCGACCGCCAAGGUUACGGGCAAUGCUGCAAUGCCAGCUGCAGCAAAUCCCGGCGUGACAAAGCGCCGCAGAGUCGAGCUCAUUGACCUUCCUGGCGUUCAGACCACCUCCAGAGCAUCGUCUCCGGAGAAAGGCAUGGCACCCAAGAAGAAACCGCGUACCAUCACAGAUUUGGUGACUGGUCAGUAUGCACCAAAGGAAACAGACAGGGACGCCCAAGCCGUCACGAGCGAUUUCUUCUCUCCGCAGACAAGCACGACGAAAAUGCCCUUGAACGACGUUGCUACACUUAGCCUUGAGGCACCUCUGAAGAAGCCGCCACGGAAGCGCUCAAAGUCAAGAAAUGGCUCAGAAGCUGCGAAAACGAACUCAAAGCCUCGCAUAAGGAAAACCUCGACGAAGCCUCCUGCCAAAUCGAAGCCUGUUACUGAGAAGCUGCUAAGUCCGACAUCUGCGGUCCUUCGCCUGAGUCGGCAGGAGGUUCUGUUUGGCACAUCGAGUCAACUUGCGUUAGAAGAGUCGCCUACGACUGUACGACAGAUACAAAAAGCGCUUACCGAAUCAGAACACGAUAUGGGGGCGGUUCCUCCCUUCCUGCUAGAUAAUACCCCACGCUGGCCCAGACUGCAUAAGAUUCAAGGGAAGAGGGGGCUGUGGAGAGAGAGUACCAGAGAUAAUGAGGGCGGUCUUCUCGAGAACAUCGAGAACGUCUACAUUCCAGAGCCCGAUCGGACUGAAAAUUUACCACUACUCGUGGAUGUCGCCCGUGUAGAGCCAAGCCUGCCUCCCGAUUUCGUAGACAUUGAUGAAAUUGAGCAUGGUACCAUCGCGAUCUCGUCGGACCCUCCGACCCCGCUGAGGGCGAAGCUGCUGACACAAGUCGUCGAUCAGACCCUACGCACAAGCGAAGUGCCCGAUUCGGAUGUCUUUGACGAUAUCGAUGAUUUUGGCUUGGCUCUUCCACCAUCGAACCAGAAGGCUCAGUCGCAGGAUAGUUUCGCAGAUAUCGACAGUUUUCAAGCGCCUGCUGAGACUGAAUCGCACCAACCGCCUUCGUCGAAAGUAAGACGGCCAGCAUCAGCACCGACGAUGGCUGCGCAUUCGCCUAAGAAACGUCGGGGUAGGCCUCUAAAGACAAACAGUGUCAUACCCUCAGUCACAGCGUCAGCGCCACUUCCCUCACAUAACCCGUCCUUGCCACAGAAAACAUCACAGCGCCACCCGUCCACCCCUAAGGGCUCAGGUCGCUUCGUCGAUAUCGAAGAGAUCCUAGACUCAGAAGAAGAAGCACUCGAAGCAUUCUCACCCACACCACCUCGAGUGCGAAGACUACAAAACUCGCCCUCACUACCGUUGACUCUGGACCUGGAGCGCUCAGUCUCAUCCAAGCCUGGGGUAGAAAAGUCUGAGGCCACACCAAUCUUCCGCAUUCUGAUAUCGCAACUCGAAUGGAUCAACAUCAAGUCCUCGAUAUGUGCGUCUAUAACUGCACAUGUUCGUUCUAUACCGCCUACGACCGACCCGAAGAAGCCGAGUUGGCACGAAAAGAUUCUCAUGUAUGACCCAAUCGUCCUGGAGGAUCUUACAGCCUACCUUAACAGCCAAACUAAGCUGCGUAUAUACAAGCGUGCAACGCAGAAGCAGAUUAAGGCUUACAACAACGAGUUGAAGAUGAAAGGCAAUGCUAUUCUGGGUGUAGAGCGAGACGACCAAGUAUUGGCCAUCGAGAAGGAACUCGAGACACACAUGAUCAGAGACUGGUGUCAGGAGAUGAGCAUUUGCUGCAUCCAUGCAAAGGAAAGCAGAGGCCGUGGAAGUGCGAGGAAGGGAUAUUAUUAG
Molecule: messenger RNA, 2868 nt
Organism: Ascochyta rabiei
Lineage: Eukaryota; Fungi; Ascomycota; Dothideomycetes; Pleosporales; Didymellaceae
Product: 5'-flap endonuclease
Exons: 1
Coding region: 1-2868 (955 amino acids)
Biological process (GO): DNA repair; DNA replication
Cellular component (GO): Slx1-Slx4 complex; nucleus
Molecular function (GO): 5'-flap endonuclease activity
Source: RefSeq, a predicted model, not a curated record